AUGGCGUCGUCACUACACGAGUUGGGUGCUCGCCACAUCCAAAACAUGAGCGAGGCCAAAAUACUUGAGCCUCAUUGGGGAUACGCUGAUCGAGCUCUUCCUUGCACAAACGACAAGGGCUCCUGCGAAUAUCUUGACCUUGUCUACAGUGCUCACGACCUGGGCAUGCUCUACAGCGGAAUCCUCUGGGCUACUAUCCUAGGCAUCUUAUUCAUCUGGGGCAUUGUUCGACGUCUCGGCCGCCCUUCGUCUCCCCCUAUCUCCCUUAAUAUCAGCCCCAAGGCCGGACUCUCAAAGGCUCGCCGCAGUAUCGGCUCUUUCACACGACGAUAUCUUCUUCCCGAUGCCUGCCGCUCUAUCUUUGGCCGAACCACCCGUCUCCAGGUCGUCAUCAUGUUGUCUCUUGUGGGCUACCUCACCAUCUGGAGCUUCGUUGGUAUGUCAUAUCAGAAGUGGAUUACUCCUGUCAAGACCUCACCUGGAGUCUAUAACACCCGCACUACUCUCGGUCCUUGGUCUGACCGAAUCGGUAUCUUGGCCUACGCCCUGACUCCUCUAUCGGUCUUGCUGGCAAGCAGAGAAUCUAUCUUAUCUCUAGUCACUGGCGUUCCCUAUCAGAACUUCAUGUUCCUGCACCGCUGGUCAGGCUACCUUAUCUUCGUCCAGAGCGCCCUUCACACCAUCGGUUGGUGCAUCGUCGAGAUCCGCCUCUACCAGCCUCAGCCUACAGUUGCCCUGGAGUGGGUUGUCCAGACAUACAUCGUCUGGGGUAUCGUGGCCAUGAUACUGCUGCUUCUCAUGCUUAUCGGCAGCACCCCUUGGGGAAUCCGCGCAACAGGAUACGAGUUCUUCCGCAAGUCCCAUUAUGUUCUCGCCAUGAUCUACAUUGGCGCCUGCUGGGCUCAUUGGGUGCAGCUCAAGUGCUUUUUGCUCCCAUCUCUCCUGUUCUGGUUCGCCGACCGAGGAUUCCGACUCCUUCGAACUGCUUACCUGCACUACCACCACCUUCCCUCAGGUGGCAUGGGUUUCCAGGCUUCUCAAGCCGUUAUCACCAGAUUCCCCGAUGCAGAGCAUGGCGAUAUUCUCCGCUUCGACCUGGAGAACGACCAGGACCCUUGGCAGAUUGGCCAGCACUAUUUCCUCUGCUUCACCGAGAGCAGUAUCUGGCAAUCUCACCCCUUUACUCCAAUCAACGCUCCUGUUGUUGAGAACGGUGUCGUGAAGCACUCGUACAUCAUGAGAGCUAAGAAGGGUGAAACCAAGAAGAUGGCUGAGCUGGCUGCCAAGAAGUACGAGACCUCCGAGAAGGCCACCACCCCUAUCAUCCUCACUGGCGCUUACGGCGAGACCACUAUGGAUCACGUUUCACACGACACCAACAUCGUCUGUGUUGCAGGUGGUACCGGCAUCGCCUACGUGCUCCCUGUACUCCUCGAACUCGCACGAUCACCCAUCUCCCGCGACCGCAAGAUCGAAUUUAUCUGGGCCAUCCGCCACGCCUCCGACGCUGAAUGGGUACACCAGGAAAUUGACAUCCUACAGCAAGCCUCCAAAGCCCUUAACCUCAAGAUCCGAAUCUAUGCUACACGAGACGCCAGCAGCAGAAACGGUUCUCAGGUGCGAGUAGACGACGAGAAGAAUGUCACAGAUGCUGCCAGACAAGUCGGCUCAUCAUCAUCGUCCGACGUUGUAGACGACAGCUGUGCAUGCGGAACCGAUGUCCCUGUCGCCAAGAUCGGCCAGGGAACUAUCGACGAGGACCGACACCCCAACCUGCCCAAGCUCAUCAACGACUUUGUGAGCAACACCAUCGCUGGUCCUACAACAGUCUUUGCCAGCGGCCCCGGUGGAAUGAUCAGUGAUCUCCGCACAAUUGUCGCCGAGUGCAACUCCGGCGGUAAGGUCUGGAAGGGCAACGAGCGAUUCGACGUCAAGCUGGUGUGCGACGAUCGUCUGGAGUGGUAG
Fusarium sp. VM40 is the source of this 1965-nucleotide messenger RNA. The record is from the annotation of a GenBank genome assembly. NCBI's taxonomy places the organism in Eukaryota, Fungi, Ascomycota, Sordariomycetes, Hypocreales, Nectriaceae.